Messenger RNA from Tauraco erythrolophus (red-crested turaco), 541 nucleotides. The record is from RefSeq and is a predicted model, not a curated record. Lineage: Eukaryota; Metazoa; Chordata; Aves; Musophagiformes; Musophagidae.
UCGCAUCCGAGUGCUGCUUGGGAAACAUAACCUGGCACUUACAGAGUCAACACAGCAGUCGAUUUAUUCAUCUAAAGUCAUCCGCCACUCUGGCUACAGCUCCCAGACCCUGGACAAUGACAUCAUGCUCAUCAAGCUUUCUCAAUCCGCCCAGCUCAGCCGCGCUGUCAGCACAGUUCCUCUGCCCACCAGCUGCGUGGCUGCGGGCACCACGUGCCUGAUCUCUGGCUGGGGCAACACCCUCAGCAAUGGCUAUCUGUAUCCCGACACCUUGCAGUGCCUGAACGCUCCCGUUCUCUCUGCAAGCGAGUGCAGCGCAGCCUACCCUGGGGACAUCACAGAUAACAUGAUAUGUGUGGGAUACCUGGAGGGAGGGAAAGACUCCUGCCAGGGCGAUUCCGGCGGUCCAGUCGUCUGCGACGGGGAGCUCCAGGGCAUUGUUUCCUGGGGUUAUGGAUGUGCGGAGGAAGGCUAUCCCGGGGUUUACACUAAGGUUUGCAACUACGUCUCCUGGAUCGAAGAAACUAUAGCUGCCAACUGA